Messenger RNA from Paramecium sonneborni, 2919 nucleotides. Lineage: Eukaryota; Ciliophora; Oligohymenophorea; Peniculida; Parameciidae. The record is from the annotation of a GenBank genome assembly.
AUGUACUCAAAUUUUAAAACUAGUUCAGAUUACCCAAUUCUUAUUUGGGUAGAUAAAUAAAUGUUCAACUAAGAGAAUUAAUUAAUUUGCAAACAGUUGUUAAAUGAUUAUUAAUAUUUAUUUUAAGCAUUUGAUAAUUUAAAUGAUGCUUUAAGAUUACUGUAAUAAAUAGGAGAUAAGGAUAUAACAAUAAUAACAAGUGGAUAAUUUGCUUAUGAUCUUGUAAAAUACUCUAAAUAAAACCUGGUUAUAUUUUGUGGAAAUAAAUAUAAUCAUUUUGAUUUAUUUAUUAAUAAUCAUUAGAUUAAAGCUCUAGUUUCAAGUUCAUUUUAAUUAGCUCAUGAGAAUGCAAUUCUUUGUAUGAAUUAAACAGAUAUAUACAAUGAUUUUCUUAAAUUAUUAUCUCCAUAAUAAUAGUAAAUAGAGUAUUAUCAUUCAAAAGAUUAUGUGAGUAUUCAAUUUCUUGUAGUAAUAGAGGAAAUUAGAAAAAACAAAGAACUAAAAGAAGAGCAAGUUUUUACAGAAAUUGAUAGUUUACUAGCUAUAUCAAAGAAAGAAAAUAAAAAGUAAAUUAUUUUUCAAGAUUUAGAAUAAAAGGAAAAAUAAAAAUAUUCUAAAAAAUUUAGUUUGUUUGAGAAAUUGAUUUAUUUAUAUAGUAGAGAAGAAAUUUAUCAAACUUUUAAUUACUAGUUUGCUAAACAUAAUUAUUAAGAGAUUAAGAAUAUUAUUUUAUGCCUAUAUUAAGGGUUUAAAGAAUAAGAAUUAAAUCAAAAAUAUUAUAAGAAUCUUUAUAGGGGUAUAUCUAUAGAUUCAUAAGAUACAUUUGAAUAAAUCGUUCAAGAUUUAUAUUAAAAUUUAUGUGAAGGUUCAUCAUUGUUUUGGAAUACAAUGACAAGUACAUCUUUAUCUUUUGAUGUUGCUAAAAAAUUUUCUUAGCAAUCUCUGUAUGGUAUAUUUUAUUAAAUUGAAUUGGAUGAUGAUGUUCCUUAUCCAUGCUUUAAAUUAGAGAAUUAUCAUUCUGAAUUUCCAAAUGAAUAAGAAGUAUUAUUAUUCCCAUAGUUUUAAUUUAUUAUAUAAGAUAUAGAAUAUUUUUAUCAUGAAUCUAAAAAAUAGUAUAUAGUAUUUGUAAAAUAAGUGAAGAAUAACUAUGCAUUUGCACUUGAUCCAAAGUUGAGAAAGAUUUAUUGGGAUUCAGUUAUACAAGAAAAGAUUAAACCAAAAAUAGAAACAUUGGUUAAUUUUCAUAGUAAAAGAAUAUUUGAAAUUACAUAAUUUUUUGCUGAAUAAUAAUGUGAUUUAGAUAUUUAUUAAGAUGAAAUAUUAGAUAGAGUUGAAAAGGAACUAUAAAAUAUUUUUAAACAGAUUUAAUUCAAUUUAACUCAAAUUUUAAGGCACUCAAGUUAUAAGAAUAUUUUGAAUCAUAUAAAUAAAUUGACUUAAGUAUACUUAGAAAUAAUAAAGUUAAAAGAUUAGAUUUAUAAUCCAGCAUCAUUCUUUUAAUAAAUAGAAGAAUAAUUGGAUUAAGUUAUGAAAUCAUUAAGAUAGAAUAUAGGCACACUUAUAUUAAAAGGAAUAAUUAAUAUUGAAUAUUAGAAGGAAUAUUUAUAAAAUUUAUAAAAUAAAUUUAAAGAGAAGAUGAAGAAAUAAUAAACAAUUUAAUUAGGCAAUACUUAAGAGUCUGAUACAUUACUUUAAAAAUCUUAACCUAUAUAUAAUGGAAAGACAGCAGGUUUAACAUAUUAAUAAUUGAAAGCUUAGAAGAUUACUUCAUUAUAAUAAAUGUAACAUAAGAAUGGUAAUUUGGCAUAUGAAGCAACAUUAUAAGAUGGUAAUAAGUUAUUAAUGCAUCACAAUCCUAAUAAUAAUAAUGAAUUGACAUUUUCAAAAAAGAUUGAUGCAAAUGGUAAGAAUGGUUAUUCAAAUAAAUGGGAAAAGGUAGGAAAACCAAUAAAAACAGAAUAAGUAACAGUAUAAGAAGUACAAUAAUCUAUAAAAGGAUAAAAUUAAAAGUUUAAUGUAAAUAAUGUAAAAGCAAUAGAAACAAAUUAUCAAUUUUAAUAAGCUAGAAUAAAUGGUUAAAUAGGUGGUAUAAUAGCAGGAACAGUGGGAAGUUUAACAGUAGAUUGUAUAAUGGAUGGUGUUAACAAAGAAAAGUUAGGAAAAGGAUUAUUAUAUUCUGCAUCAGUAUAAGGAGGGAUUAUGUAUGCUUAAAGUAUACAAUCUUUAGGAAAAGUAGUACCUUAUGUAGGAAUAGGAUUUACAGCAUUGAUGACAUCAAUUUCAGUAGGAGGAAUAAUCUUAUCUGAUUUUUUAACUUAAAGUGAGAAAGUUUAUAAUUCAAUAUUAAUUGCUCUUAAAACAGGUAGUGCAAUAGGAUUGGGUUUCUUAGGUAUUGAAGGUGGAAUGGCUUUAGGUGCAGUAGGAGGUCCAGUUGGAGUUGUUAUAGGUGGUAUUCUUGGUGGGUUUAUUGGAGGAGCAAGUGGAAAUUUACUAGGUAGAGCUAUUGAUUAUUAUACUUAAUUUAAUCUGGAAGUAUCAUUUUAAUAACAAAAUAAAUCUACUCUUAAGGAUGGAUAUUUAAUUAAUCCUGGAAUAUUACCAAAAAUAACCUGGAAAUAAGUUAAAGAAAAAGUUAAAAGUUUAAUAUUGAUUGCAUAAACUGAUUCUCAUUUAGCUUGUAUCAUUCCUAAUAUUGAUAAAAACAAAACAUAUAUUUCAGAAAAUGAAGAUAUUGGAAUUCUAUUUAAUUAAUAUAAAUAUAUAGGUCCUGAUGAUUCUUGUGAUACUAUUACAUUCAGACUUCUAGCUACUUCAGAUGAAUAUGUAAAUGAAGAUGAAAUCUUAUAAUAACUAUAAGCUAAUGAAAUAAAUAUUAUUGAUUUUGCCACAGUCAAAAUCAAUUUAAAAAAUAUUAAGUGA